GAAUGCUAUCCCUUUGGUUCGCUCAGAUCUGCAGGAAGGUGCUUUAGACCUCCUCAGUGAAAGGCUGUAAAACACCCCAUGCUUUAGCUGGUUGCUUUUAACCCAGACUCAUUUCUUUACUCUCAUUUAUGCUGUGAUACAACUGCUCCCAUAGCCCAGAUGAUGAGAAAAUAUGAAUCAGGGAUGGGAGCGAGGGCAGGGACUUCCCAGCUUCACUGCUGGGGAAACACAGAGCUGUGUGGUCUGCUGUUGCUGUGCGGCAGGUCCCCUUUGGUGGCCUGGGGACUCUGUCAGGGCGGAAGAGUCUAUAUCCUUCAACAGCGAUGGGGACUCCACGCUCUGGACCUUUUGCCCCUUGCGUGGCCCCUGCACAUUCUGGUCAGCCCUGGAUGAGCACUGAGCCAGCCCUUUAUUUUAGAUGUCCCCAGUGCACUCUCUCCAUGGCAAAGAUGCAGCCCUGGAUUUUUUGUGCCUAACCACGCUGGAGUCCCUCACCUCGUGCUCCGAUGCCCUGAGAGUGGUGAGAAAGUCCCCUGUGAACUUGAACGCAUGAGCCUUCAGUCCCCAGCCCAGCCCGUGUGUGCGUGGAGGGAAGCAUUUGCUGCAGCGCAGGGCGAGGCAGCAGCUGGAUUCCAGCUCUCCCGUGGCUUGGUCUAGUGCCCUGCUGCCCAUAAGGUCUGCCUCCCUCCCUCCCCACAACCUUGGGAACAGGAGCACGCACUGGAGCUGCUCUGUUCUUGCAGGGCAGCCCUCUGUUUAGUUAAAAGGUAUUUCGGGGAGCUAUGCAGUUCUCAUGCCUUCUCUGUUCAGCGUGGAGUUCAGCACUGCAGCCAUUGAAUUGAAAUUACUAGCCCCAGCGCAAAAGCUGGGCAUAAAUGUAAUCCUGGGAUGCAAGGUGGAAUUUGCUGAUGCAUCCCCACUGUGGGUGGUUUCUCACUGGUAUCUUUUUUUGACCUGAGUGGCCAAGCAAAAGCUUGGUGUCUUGGUUAGGAGAGAAAUUGUUUGUCAUCCUGUGCUUCUCGUUUUGCACCCAAAACUUGGUUCUGCAGGACGAUCCUGGAGCUGAGAGGGAGCAGCAAUGCUUAACUGAGUGGCAAAGCAGCAUGCCGGGCUGUUGGUCCCUGUGCUGCCAGCAUUUCUGUGGUGGCCGAGCUGUCUCUGAGUUGUCUUGUCCUCAUGGACUUCUCGUGGCCAGGAGGACCCUCUGCUCUUCAGCUUGAACUUGCGGGUGGCCUCAGGUGCUGCUUUGUCUCCAUGUGUGACUGCACUUGAGGCCACUUGUUUCCUGGAGCUGAUGUAGGUGAGGGUUGUUUCCAUGCUGUUGAAACAAGAGUUUGUACCUAGCUACCAGCGUGUAAGAGCAGCUUUAGGCACUCUCAGUCAGUUGGUUUCAGAUCAAUGUGCUUGAUCUUGUUGAAAGCUUUUUUGAAGGGGUACAAACCCUUAUUUUGAAAUGUAUAUUGGUUUUAAAACCUGUUUAUUUUGUGGUGUUAACUCGCUUGUUCAAGCUUUAAUCAAAAGCCCCAGAGCUGCAAGUGAGAAACUUGGUGUGAACUCAAGUCUCAUUUAGAAACAGACGUUAUCCUUUCUAAUCAUAAAGAACAGAAAUUGCACCCUGCAAUGACAUAGAGAACAAUAGCAAAUCACAGUUGUCUGACACCCUGACACCCCCCCCCCCCCCCCUUUGUGACUUUGGGCUGCGCGAGGCUGACAGCACAUUAUCAGGUCAGCUUGCAGCUCAUACAUUUGCAAGCUCUUGUUAUUUUAAGCAUGUCACCACAGCUGCGUUUAAAAUAAGCUCCCCAGCCAAACUCACGUGACGGAGGGAUGAUGUGCACAUAGGGCUCUUACGGUCUCGUCCUUUCCUGUUAGAAACAGGUCUGUGAGGAGCUCCCACGCUGCUGUUAGAGGAGCACAUGCCGCAGGGAGGCUCAGGCUGGAAGAAGGGACUUCCAGUGACGCUUAGUGGGGUGCGCACGCGCUGGGGUGCGUGGUGGCCCCUGCGCGAUUGUGAUGUGACAUUUUUAAAGGCUGUGGCAGCACUCCAGCUGACGUCCUGAAGCUUGCGAGCAGGCUGUGCAGUAAUAAAAGGUGCUAGCGAAAUAAUUGUAAGCGAGUGCAGCUGUACGGUCACUCCAACAGUGACAACUUUGGCCUCUAUAUUAUGUGUCAAUAAGUCCAAGCCAAAAUCCAUUAAUUACUAGUAAUGAUGUUUGGGUUUGACUUCCAGCCCAGCCAGUUUGCCCUGGGCUUUUCCCAGUUCAUGUUUGUACAAUAAAAUUUCCAAGCAUAGUUUUAUUGCUGUUGUGAGCGGCAGAACAGACUCCUGCUCCUUUGCUGUAGGGUUGGGUUGGCAGAACUAGGGAUUGCCUCAAGCUGUCACCUUCCUUCACCCCAAAACUUUGGCUGAGUUAAAUGUAAAGGGGAAACUUCCCUGACUGCUAACCAGUGGGGAUUUACCUUGGGACAGGUGAUGUGUUUCCUGUCCAGAGCCAGGGGGACAUGGCAGCUGCUGCCCUGUUGUGCCCACAGCCUGGCAUGUGAAAGUGCCUCUGUCUCCACUGGUUCUGGAUGCUCAGCAGCUGCUUUGCAGCUGGAGCUGGUUUGCAGGCAGACAUCAGAGGUGGCUGUGCUGGCACGCAGGAGGUGGGACGGGAGUGUGGACGGGGGCAAGGACAGGCAGCAUAAGCUGGUGCUGCCAGUCUGGAUGCAUCCUGACCUGCCCCUUGCGGGGUCAUGUUCUUUCUUUCAUCGUUCCUGCCCCUAUCUCUGAGCUCCUGUGUCUCCACAGGGAAACAGUAGUGGUUACUAGCUGUCGGCCAGCACAGCCCUUGCCUGGAACCUGUACGAAAGGCCCUGCUGCUUCCUUCUGCAGCCACUGCUUCCAGUGCAUCCCGGCCCCAUGCCAGCCCAGCCGCUUCUGCGGCUCUGUGGCAAAACUGCUCCACAGAGGGCUAAGCUCAGCAUGUUCUCCCUCUGCCACUGCGGGGCUGGGGACCAGCCCUGGCUGAGCAGGCAGUGGUGGCUAAGGCUGUGCCAUGGCCAGACCUUCACCCUGGCAGUUGCAGCUGCUGGCGGUACACCUGUGCCUGUGCUGGUUGCAUCUGUGCCACCAUUGUCACUUACUCCAGAGCAGGGUCACAGAGGACUUCUGCUGGCAUACUCACGCCUGUAUCUCAGCCGGCUGUAGGAUUCACAUCCCUUGUUAGAUCUUCAUUAGGCCAAAUCACUUUUAUUUUUAUAGCAGGAUGAUCCACUGAUAGCUGUAAAGCCGGGUGGAGAGGAAGCACAGGUGGCUUUCACUGCAGGCUGGUUUUGCAAGGUCACUCACAGCUGGUUGAGAGCGCAGGCGGUGGCCAAGCUGGCAGCAUGCGUGUGGUGAUGCUGCAGUGACAGUCCCCUCUAGGGAGGGACAUCGGGGACACUUUCAUUCACCUUCUUGUAUUUUUAUUUUGCUUUUUCACAUCUACAUUUGCUGGUGUGCUAGGAUCACUUUGUGGUUUGAGCGUGCUUGCAACCUGGGUGCAUCUGGGGGCAUGGCAUGCGGAAGCGGAGCUUCGCUCACUUGUUUACUGGGGGAAACUUGAGCUGGGCAGGUGGUGGCAUCUGAGUCACAGCCUCUUCGCUCUGUGCUAAUCGCUGUGAAUGUCACAACACGGCCGGGUUUGCUGCUGGGCGCGGAUUGGGUAGCAAUCGGAUAGUGCGGUACAGCUCAGUUGUGUACGGCAUGUGGGAUUCCCUUCCCUGGGGCUCAGAGACCCUCUGGGCUGCAGCUCGCAGAGGGAUGCAGCCGUCCAUCCUUGUCGGGGGUGCUCAGCGUGACUGUACAAGCGCUAAUGAGCAGUGCAGUCGUGGGCAUGGAGCGGACCUGACCCCUUCCAUACUUCCUUGCAGAGCUUGGCAGGGCAGCAGCUCUCCUUGAGGACGUAUAGCUCCUAUGAGAUCCUGCAUGCGAUGUUCCCACCUCGUACAGACUCCAGCUGGGGCCUGAUUCACAGGCUGAGAAGGUCUGGUGGGUGUAGGUCUGUGCAGGGUGUAGGUCUGUCUGACCCAGCCCUGCGGUGCAUGUGAGCUGCUGUCAUGGUGCUAGAGAGCAACCCUGGGGUCUCCUAGCUACACUUUAACUGCUGCAGCCAAGGCUUGAUUUUCAGGUGAGAAAGGAGCGUGUAUGUGUAUUGCAAGAAAACUAAGAAGGUGAUGGCUGAUGCUCUGCGUAACCUUCUUAAACAUGCAAGCUUGUGAGAGCUGGAAGGUAGAAGAGUGAGCCAGCCAGCCAGCCUGCUUGGGAUACAAAUUCCUAUUGCGGCUGUACCCAGGGCCCUCCAGGCAUGUGUUAAAGCAAGACAAAUACCUGGCACAUGGUUUGUUUUCACUUUCCCUUCUCCCCAGGCAGGAGGAUCUUACAGGCAUGGUGCAAUAGUUCACUUUAGGAGGAUUCAGGACACCUACGUCUGCAGCUCUGUGGUAUGCCAGUUGCUCCUUGCAAGAGACUUUUCUGUAGCACUGCAACGGGGAGAAAAGUGUGUGCAUGGUACUGCCAGUCUCUGUUGGAAACUGAGGUGUUGAUGUUAGAACAGCCCUGCGUUUGCUCCUUGCUGCCUUCUCAGUCCUGAGCUCUUUAGGAUGUCCUCAGCCCUCACGGACCUUUUCCAAGGGGUUACAAAAGUGAGAAAUGUGUUCCUUUUAAAAGCAAGGCCUGAGGUUCUCACCUAGUUGUGUGACCUUGGGAGCUGAAGCUUUAAGGAGUGGAGAGAAGAAAAAGAAGCAGAUGUUUUGGGGCUUGCGGUGGAGUCAGGAGAGCUGGUUGUGGAGCACACGGUGCAAUUUGGAGACGCAGACCCAUGGGAGUGGGCUCUGGCUGCUGUGCUGGGUCCAAGGCAGGCAGGCCAGCAAAGAUGCUGCUGUAGAUGACUGACUCGCUCGUGCCUCAUGCUAUGGCUCUACAUGGCCUCUGCAGGACUAGAACGUGCUAGUCUGGGCCCCAAACAGGAGAAUAGCAUCAGACUCGAGUCAGGCGCCCUUCCGGCAGGGCGAGUUCAGCUGCGCCGUGCCUGGCACCUCGCUCAGCAGCAGGCGAAACCCGUCUGGAAUUUAGAGAAGUAUGUGAAUGCUUUCCAGGAUCGCAGCCUGCUGCCCUCAGGGAUACCUCUGCAGCAAUCCUGCUUCUUGUGUCCACCGUCACUAUGCCACACACACACUGGUGAAGACACCCUCCCGAGCCUGCCCUUGGCCCAGCCCUGCCUGGACCUGAGUGGGAGCGUUCUGCUCUACCGACGCUCCUGCCUCAGACCCAAGCCCUACGGGUUUCCUUUCCGAAGCCCUUCGGACACUGGCUCUGCCACGGGAAGGGUGAUGUCUUCCUUGCUGAUGGAGCCCUGCCUGCUGCCAGCGCUGGCAGAGGAGCAUUCUGGGACUGGGGUCAAAGGCUCUGCCCUCAGCUCAGCUCGGCAGGCUUCCAGCUCCUAUAGACCAGUGCUCAAUAACAACUCCUUCCUACGGCCGAGCAGUGCUAAAGUGCCUUUGCUGCAGUCACCGGAGAUCAAGAAGGUAAAAAACACCCACAGCUUCCCUACCACCUCAUGGCCCCACUCGAGGGACAGUGGAGACAGCUCCUCUGGCAGCCUGGUCAAUGGAGCAGUGAAAAGCAAUGACCUUGUGUUGGAGCAAACCGUGGUCCCCUCCCUGACUCUUGUGCCCAGCAAUGCAAUUCUCAGGAAGGACCAGUGCUCACAGGAGGAUGCUGAGAGGAGAGCGCACAGCUUGAAAGAGAAGGAGCCGGAGAUCAGCCUCACAGAGGCUGUGCAGCAGCUAGCCGGACAGACUGCCACACACAACGGCUUUGGACGCGAAGUCAAAAGCUCUAGCCUUACGAACAUGGGCAGCCUGUCCAACUGGAACAGCAGGUGGGGGCAGCACAUCAUAGCGCAGCUCACGCCAAAAGAAACCAUUGCUCCUCUGAACUUGGAGCUGGGUAGCCAUCGCCUUAAUGGUAACUCGAGCCUUAUAGGCACCGAUGGUGCCAUCGUCUGCACUAAGCGUAUCAGCGUCCAUCUCUUGGCCUCACGUGCUGGCUCUCCCGACCGCAACGCCGACUGCCGACUUGUGAGCAUGCUGAGCCCAUGCAGCGGGGACCGGGUGGCAAGAGCAGAGGCUCCACACCUCGCUGACAUCUCUGAAGUGGCAACUCAGAUGUCCACCAUCCAACUGGAGAAAGAGGAGAAAUGGGCCCAGGCUGUGCUCCUGGGAAAGCAUGAUGUCACUGCUGAGCAGUCUCUGCUGGAGCCGAGCCAUCCCCAGGAUGAAGCGGAGGAAGAACUUCCUGACGGCCUGGAUGAGAGCUGCAGUCGGGAGGAGGAUGAGGACAGUGACUCGGAUGCUUCCUCUGUUGCUGGCGUGUCAUUCAGUGGCUCUGUGGCUCUUGUAUCCAGGAACUGCAUUGAGGGCCUGGACCAGCCUGCUGAGGCUCAGGAGAAAGUGCUCAAACCAGCUCUUGUCUGCAGUUUAUUCCCUAAUGUGCCUCCAACCAUCUACUUCAGUACUCGGGAUGAGAGAGUGGAAAAGCUGCCUUGGGAGCAGAGGAAGCUGCUGCGAUGGAAAAUGUGCACAGUCACGCCAAACAUAGUGAAGCAAACCGUUGGCAGGUCCCACUUCAGAGUCAGCAAAAAAAGCAAUGACUGGCUGGGUUGCUGGGGCCACCACAUGAAAUCUCCCAGCUUCAGAGCUAUCAGGGAGCACCAGAAGCUAAACCACUUCCCCGGUUCAUUUCAAAUUGGGAGAAAGGACCGUCUGUGGCGCAACCUGUUGAAGAUGCAGGCUCGCUGUGGGAAGAAGGAGUUUAACUUCUUCCCCCAGUCCUUCAUCCUGCCCCAGGACAUCAAAUUACUCAGGAAAGCAUGGGAGGAAGGAGCUAGCCACCAGAAAUGGAUUGUGAAACCACCAGCAUCAGCAAGAGGCAUUGGUAUCCAGGUCAUCCACAAAUGGAGCCAGCUCCCCAAAAGGAGACCGCUGCUGGUACAGAGAUAUCUGCACAAACCCUACCUCAUUGGCGGGAAGAAGUUUGACCUGAGGAUCUACGUUUACGUCACUUGCUACGACCCCCUCAGGGUCUACCUGUUCAAGGAUGGAUUGGUUCGCUUUGCUAGCUGCAAGUACUCCUCCUCAAUGAAGAGCCUCAGCAACAAGUUCGUGCACUUGACCAACUACAGCGUGAACAAGAAGAACACGGAGUACAAGUCCAACUUGGAUGAGACUGCUUGUCAGGGACACAAAUGGGCACUCAAAGCUCUCUGGAGUUACCUGACCCAGAAGGGAGUUAAUAGCGAGGCCAUCUGGGAGAAGAUUAAGGACAUCGUUAUCAAAACCAUCAUUGCAUCUGAGCCCUACGUGAACAGCCUGGUGAAGAUGUACGUGCGGCGGCCGUACUGUUGCCAUGAGCUGUUUGGGUUUGAUAUCAUGCUGGAUGAAAACCUCAAGCCCUGGAUCUUAGAGGUCAACAUUUCCCCAAGCCUCCACUCCAACUCCCCACUGGACGUGAGCAUCAAGGGCCAGAUGAUCCGGGACCUCCUCAACCUCGCUGGCUUUGUUCUGCCCAGCACGGACAGCAUGGUCUCAAGGCCGCAGACAAGAAGUGGCUCUACCUGCAGUCUGGGCAGUGCUUUGAAGGAGAAGCCCAAGGCAGCACCUGAGCAUUUCAUAGCAGAGAAGAUGAAGAAGGCCUAUUACUUGACGCAGAAGAUACCUGACCAGGAUUUUUAUUCUUCUGUCUUGGACAUCCUGACCCCAGAUGAUGUUCGCAUCCUGGUGGAGACAGAGGAUGAGUAUUCCCGGCGUGGGCAGUUCGAGCGGGUGUUCCCUACCCACAUCUCCAUGCGGUACCUGCGCUUCUUCGAGCAGCCUCGUUACUUCAACAUCCUGGUGACCCAGUGGGAGCUCAAAUACUACCUGAAUAAACACAAAGGUCUGGAGCUACUGAAGAACUGGUGUGUCAAAGGGUACCACACUGGGGCAGGGACUGAUUUGGCUCAGAUGUGGUCGUUGCCAAAGUCUUUCUUCCUCCAGAGGAGCAGCGUUCAAUCAAAUGGCUUCAGCAAACUGGAACUGGGCAGGCUGGGCACACUCCUCCCUUCAGCUGAUGAACACCUCACAAGAUGCCUGGAGCCCAGCCCUACUCAGAGCUUACCUCUCAACAAGUGCACUGGUGGAGCUGACCAGAAACCUGCUGGCUGCCUCUCAGACACUGGCCUGGUGAUAUGACCAGGCAGCUGCUGUCCCUCCCUGGGGACAACCCAACCUACCUCAAAGGAAGAGACAGGAGCUGGCUCGGAGAGCAAGGACUGUGGGAGCCCUCUGUGCUGCACACUUGUGGGGCUGUUUUUAGAGAGGGAUGUUUUACUGGGCAAAGAGGAGAGCUGUUUGACUUCCAUUUUUAAAACAGAUGGCAAAGCCUGAGGAAGUGGGGUUUGUCUGGCCUUUGUCCUAAGCUGCUCUUAAAGCCUGAUGUGGUGGUGGCGGUUUCUUUGCUGCGUGGGAGCUGGCUGAGCUUGGAGACAGCCUAGGCUUCCCAUCCCCAACCAGCACAGGCUCAGCCCUUGCUUGCCUGUGUCUCUGUGCGCUUGUCCUGAGCCGCUGGGAGCCAAGUCUGCUUCUGCCCUGCUGGAGCCUGGCCCCUGGAGAAAAGUCCCCAGCCACCACCCUGCUCCUCUGGAAGGAGGAGGGCGUGGGACUUUCAACUGACCCAUUUCAUCCUUUCUGAACACCUGUGCCAACAUCCUGCCCUCCCCCAGCCUCAGGGCCUGGGGGAAACUUUGGGCUUGCACAUCGCUGCUUGAGAGAGACCACGGGUACCAGCGUAGCUCUGAUUUGUUGUGGGGACAGUAGGGCUACCAGGGAGGGAGCAUCUACUCUGGGCUGUCGGCUCUCCCAAGUGACCUGCAGCAUGUGUGUGGGGACUGCAGGCUGGUGCUCUUCUCCUGGGCUCUGCUCUCUAUUUUCUCAUCAUUUCUCAAGGAUUUCUAUUAAAGUUUAGCACUCA
Messenger RNA from Aquila chrysaetos chrysaetos, 9031 nucleotides. It is a transcript of the gene TTLL4, whose product is annotated as tubulin tyrosine ligase like 4. The transcript is spliced from 19 exons. Bases 4930 to 8253 code for a protein of 1107 amino acids. The record is from RefSeq and is a predicted model, not a curated record. Gene Ontology annotation, cellular component: cilium. Gene Ontology annotation, molecular function: tubulin binding; tubulin-glutamic acid ligase activity. Gene Ontology annotation, biological process: microtubule cytoskeleton organization; protein polyglutamylation. Lineage: Eukaryota; Metazoa; Chordata; Aves; Accipitriformes; Accipitridae.